Messenger RNA from Sardina pilchardus (European sardine), 2719 nucleotides. RefSeq names its product insulin-like growth factor II. Gene Ontology annotation, biological process: positive regulation of vascular endothelial cell proliferation; positive regulation of glycogen (starch) synthase activity; positive regulation of MAPK cascade. Gene Ontology annotation, cellular component: extracellular region. The record is from RefSeq and is a predicted model, not a curated record. The transcript has 4 exons. Bases 115 to 951 code for a protein of 278 amino acids. Gene Ontology annotation, molecular function: protein serine/threonine kinase activator activity; hormone activity; insulin-like growth factor receptor binding. NCBI's taxonomy places the organism in Eukaryota, Metazoa, Chordata, Actinopteri, Clupeiformes, Clupeidae.
CCGAGGCAGCCCGAACAUCUCUUCCAGACACACAUGCAGCAGCUCAUACACUAACCCUAUUGCGUGUGCAACCUAUUUGUGCCACACACUCACACUAACCCGUUCAACUACAGCAUGGAGGAGCGACAGCACCGCGCACAACACGCACCGUGCAGCACCUGCAGGAGAGAGCGCAAAGCAAACUUAACGAUUAGCGGCGUGUCGCCCCCCAGUCGAUCUCUGAUUCUGGCUUUGUCUUUGAGCUUGUGGAUCGCUCAAGCUUGUGCGUUGACCCCAGUCCCGGAAACGCUGUGCGGCGGGGAGCUGGUGGACACGCUCCAGUUCGUCUGUGGAGAGAGGGGUUUCUACUUCAGCCGGCCCCCUCGCCCGCGGGGACGCUACCAGGGGGGCAUCGUGGAGGAGUGCUGCUUCAGGAGCUGUGCCCUGGAGCUGCUGGAGCAAUACUGCGCCAAGCCCACGGUCACCGAGAGGGACCUCAGCCGACACAUCCUGCCCGCUCUGCAUGGGGAAACCGCCCAGAGGCCGUACCCCGUGCGCUUUGCUCUGUGGCAGAGGCAGUCUGUCCAGAGGCUGCGCCGCGGUCUCCCUGGGAGGUCCCGCGUUCCGUUGCGACGCCCUCAGCUGGCGCCCGGCGAUCACGUGAGAGACGCCGCCGCCACCGCCGCCGCUCUUCGCCGAGCGCUCGGCAGGCGUCGUCCCUCGGCCGCCGCCGGACAUAACGUGGACGGCGGUCGCCGCCGGCCCCUUGCCACCGUGCCGCUGCUCGACGGGCGCUCGUUUCGGGCGCUCGGCUCUCACGAAGAAGACGACGGCGCCAUCAUGGCGCUGCUCAGCAAGCAGCGGUCAGUCGGCGCGCCCGGGGCCGGGGUCCAGGAGGACGCCCGCGUCCGACGACCCCUGUCCGAGUGGCUCAGCACGUUGCCUCUUCACCAACACACUGCCCGCAAGUGAAGACCGCACAAAGAGAACCUUACAAAGGGAAUGAACUGAGUGAUAGUCGCCCUAAACCUUCCUGCUAUGUCUGAGGCACACUGACAACACACACACACACACACACACACACACACACACACGCACACACACAAACACACUAUAUCUCUGUCUCUCUCACACACGCACACACCUACUGACACACAGGCACUCUGACACAUAUGCACACACAUAUUCAUGCUCUUUCUCCCCUGCUCUGUCUGAUUGACACUCAGACAGAAAAGUGUGUGUGUUUGAAACAGACUUGACCGCAAAUGUGUUUCCUGGGUGUCGUUGAGGAGCCAAACAAGAAAAAGACGCCAUUGACCCUCGGAGCUCCUUGCAAUACAAAGGCGCCCACAACCAAUGAAAACCACACUAAAGAAUUGUUAAGAAGAAUUGUGUUUUUGUUUUUCACCGAGUGAGUGAGUGAGUGAUGCUCGUGCUCCUGCACCUUUAGGGAACCCGAAGAGGCACCCAAUAGCGACAGACCAUUUUGUGAAAGAAAAAUAAUUUGAGGAGGGAGUCAGUCUGGUCACUUUUUGGUGCUAUCUUUGGGAGAGAUGGACACGGCAGAAGAGGAAAGUCCGCUCUCAAAAAUCGUGUUUCUUUUUAACUUUUUAUCGUUUUUACUGUGCUUUCCGUUUUAAGGAAAGUGGGACUUAAAAAAAAAAGACGUAUAUAACAAGAAAAAAAAAAGCUUGAUUUGUGGCUGAGCAAAGCUGGGAGGUCAGUGUUCCUUAGCAUCACCAAGAGGAAUGACCCUGGGGGAACCAAAGAUUCACACAUUGAGUGGACAGACAGAUGUGCAUCAGAUGUGCAAAGACUAAAGAUAUUAGCCAUAAACUACAUAGGCCACUGUAUCCUGCACUACCGUCACAAUCCUGCAAAGAAAUCCGUCACAGACAUAUCUGUUGUUUCCUUCUCUGUCAGUUUUUCCAGAUACUAUUCCUACUUAAGAUGUACAUAUGGGAAUGCUUAAAAGUCAAGAGGGGGGGGGGGAGCAAUAAUGCUAUCAGUCAUUCUAUUCUUCUAGUACACAAAUGCUUCAGUUUGAGGUGAAAUACUUGAAUCUGUUUAAUUUUCCCACAGAAUUCAGAAAACAUAUGUGGUGAUAACUGUAUUGAACAUGCAUUACAAAGAUCAAUUUAUCAUUGUUAAAAAGUAUUAAGUAUCUAUAAUGCUGUGGUACCAAUGUCACAAGUGUAAGAAGUUUCAGUGUCAUUUGAAUCACGUGAGGUGAAAUUCAGUUUUCCAUCUCUGUUUUUUAUGGAAUGUCUGUUUCUGAUGAGUCGUGCUCCGUGGAAUGUUUUGAAGUAUUACCUGCCCUUGAGAAUCUCCAGUCUUUGGAACGCUGCUUUAGAAUGCAUUUUUGAUCAUUCGAGGCCGUUUUGAAGGAGGAGUUUCAGCAGAAUGGAUUUUUUUUUCCCGUCGUCGUUUUUUUCUUUCCUCUCCCUGGAAUGAGCCCUCUGAUGUUUCUCUCUUUGCUCAGACACAGGCAAAGCACUGUACAAAGGCAUUAUUUAUUUUCUUAUUAAAAAAAUAAAUAUGAUUAUUAAAUAUGGUCCAAAUGAAAUAUGUACUCGGCACCGAUGCACAACUGUUGACAAGCCUCUUUUGUAUGUUUCUCUUUUUAUCUUGUACUGCUUUGUUGUGUAGAUGCUUUGUACCAAAAAAGAAACACAAAAAAAAGCAUCCUCCUCUCCUUCUGGUUUUCCCCACUGAGUAAAGUCCAAGUGCCCUUUCAAAA